Messenger RNA from Drosophila persimilis, 792 nucleotides. RefSeq lists its product as uncharacterized. The record is from RefSeq and is a predicted model, not a curated record. The transcript has 2 exons. NCBI's taxonomy places the organism in Eukaryota, Metazoa, Arthropoda, Insecta, Diptera, Drosophilidae. Bases 1 to 747 code for a protein of 248 amino acids.
AUGGGUUCGGCUGCGUCGAGGCGACUGUCUGCCGCCGAGAAGGCCGCGAUCCAGGCGGAGUCGGGAUUCUCGAUUUUCCGUAUUGGCUACCUGUUUGACAUGUACGAGUCCCUGAGGAAGAAAAACGGAGUGGUGCAGAAGAAGGAUCUAAUGCACUGCCCCCCACUGGCCGGCCAUCCUUUGGCGAAUGCGAUUUUGGACCGCAGGCUUAACCCUUCGAAAGGUUUCCGGCACUUCAUCAAUAUACUGGAGCCCUUCCAACGGAGGACGUCGGUGGAGCGGAAGCUGUUGGCCCUACUACGCCUAUUCGAUAACAACGCGGACGACAAGCUCUCAUCCGACGAGUGCUUCGAUCUGCUCCUGCGAUUGCCGUGCACGCGGCGGGAGUUUCGUGCCAUGUGGCGGAGGCUCAACCGGAUGCUGGUGGAGAAGGCGAAAGAGUGUGCCAGGCAAAUGGUUCGUCAGCAGGCUGAGAGGCAGGCCGAGAGAAUGGUUAAAGAGGAGGCUUUUAAGCUGGUUCCGGAGUGGGAUCAGAAGCAUCAGAAUAAGAACCCGCGGAUGAAGGCACAAAAGAAGCCGCAGAAGCAGUUUGAGGAAGAGGAGGAUCUGAUAUCUACUUGGGAUCAAAUCCAUUUCGAGGACCUUAUCUACAUUACAAGGGGCAUGGACCUGCAGGACUCUCUCUCGCUGCGCUUCCCCCAAGCCACAGAGCCGACAUGCCCACACGCCCACUGGCAGUGGGAGUGAAUUGCAUAUCCUUUCGCCGCUCUCAUAACAUCACGUUGCAAAAGU